AAUUUCCCGUGUACGACCGUCGACCGCGUCGGUGCGCAACUUUGCGACAUCCACUUGGACUGGCACUAUCUCGGAACUGCUUUGGUCCACAACAAUGUCUCAAAUUGUGGAGAAAAAGGCCAAGAAACGCAAACACGCGGCCGCUGACAUUGACGAGGCAGAACCGUCUACCAAACGACACAAGAAAGAGAAGGACAGGUCGAAGAAGAGAGACAAGGGCAAAGGAAAGGCGAGCGAGGAGUUUCGAGUAGUGCGCGCGUCGAUGCACAUCUCCAUACCUCCUGUGUUCUCGAAUAGCCUCCGUUCGGGUGCGGAGGAAAUGCUGGACUCACUGCUCAUGAGAUAUAUACCAGCCCUUCACGGCGUCGUCCUCGCGCAUGACAACCUGGAGUUUCUGAGCUCAACCGCUACGCUGAAGGCAGAUUGUCCAUUCGCGAAUUGCCAAAUCGCAUUCGAUGCCACAGUAUGGAGUCCACACAUUGGGAUGAAGCUAGUCGGCAAAGUCAACUUGUGCUCUCCAGACCACGUCGCUCUACUCGUACACCGUACAUUCAAUGUCUCAAUACCUCGACAUCACAUACCAACCGAUCAAUGGGAGUUCGAAUACGGGCCUGCAGACAACGAUCCUGAAUUCGGCGCGGACGCCCCACAAGACGGCGCCAACUCGGACGGCGGAACAGCCAACAUGGAACGGGGAGGGAGAUGGGUGCACGGUGUUACAGCGGCUACACUUGGUGGGGAUGAUGGUUACAUCGAGUUCACUGUGGUCGGGUAUGUUGCUCCAUCCCAGUCUUGAGAACACCCUCUGACCUCCUCGCAGUCUCACCAUAGCGAACCAGAUGCUAUCUCUCCUCGGCUCAAUACAAGUCGAUCCAUUCUCUCCUGACCACCAGCCUGCUCCACCGACACAAACUGCGACCAGUUCGCGCGAGGUAUCCCGUGUGCUCGCUGGACCUAUUGAGGACGACGUCGCCGUCGAUGAGCUCGACCUCGACGAAGGUAUGGGCACCGACGAGGAGGACACCUUCGGCAUGCUUGGUCG
Molecule: messenger RNA, 1042 nt
Organism: Fomitopsis serialis
Lineage: Eukaryota; Fungi; Basidiomycota; Agaricomycetes; Polyporales; Fomitopsidaceae
Exons: 3
Coding region: 95-796 (233 amino acids)
Biological process (GO): DNA-templated transcription initiation
Cellular component (GO): RNA polymerase I complex
Source: RefSeq, a predicted model, not a curated record